Molecule: messenger RNA, 991 nt
Organism: Struthio camelus australis
Lineage: Eukaryota; Metazoa; Chordata; Aves; Struthioniformes; Struthionidae
Source: RefSeq, a predicted model, not a curated record
CAGAGAGAUCAAAAAGCACUCUAUGUCCUUCUCUUUUGCAAAUCGAAGGAAAACACUAACAAAAACCCAGAGCUGGGGGCCUGGAAAAAGCAUAGGUUUUCCGACAGACAGCUUCACAAUGAAAGGAAAUCAGUUCUCCUGCAGAAUUGUCCGGGGAAACAUGCCUGAUGAGAACAAGCCAUUGCCUGUGGGGUAUCAGCAAAGGCCCCGUUUCAGGUCAGCUGAUGAAGUGUUUAGAGAGGUGGACCAGAGGAAUCCUGGAAGACCACCCUCUUAUGAAGAGGCUACAAAAAACUGCCUGUCCACUCAAGUUCCAUCCUACAGUCUUACAGUUCAAACUAUGCGAUCAACGAUGUCAAAGGAGGAUGCUUUGCCACCCUAUCCAUGCACCAGCUGUGCACAGAACAUAGCAUAUAUGGCUCCCAGGGCUCUCCUCAGUGACGCAAGUUCUGCAGGGAAGGAUUCCGAGGGAGAAACUGCAACCCACAAUGUUGCUCUUGGAGUCAACUCCCGUGUGAGUCUACCCGUGACUCCUGGAGUUUAUCGGCUGAGAGCCAUGUCCGAAUCCUAUCAAAAGAACAAACAUGAGUACAUGACUCGGCGAUGCAGUCAGCCCAUUUUUGAGGUAGACCAGAUCCAGUAUGCGAAAGAGUCCUAUGUUUAAAUAGCCUGUCUCUCCUCUUUUCACUCUACAAAGUAAAUAUUGUAAAAUAGACGUCUUGCUCAUUCUAUGUAAGAUUUUACUUCCAAGGGAUAAAAAAUAAGCUAGCUCUGCAUGAGCAUUUUUUAUUGGGGGACUCCCCUGAAACUGUUGUCAGCUUGACAUGUUACAUUUUUCCACCAGAAGAGGUAGGGUGGACAGACCCAUGUAUUGUUAUGUAAAAAUACUGUGAAUAUGCUGUAUAUAACCUGUUACGUGAGAAAUCUAGCCAUUAGUUGAUAAACAGCAAUGCAUUUGUAUCCCUACAGGACGAUUUCCAGAUUAGCAUGU